Molecule: messenger RNA, 2916 nt
Organism: Exophiala spinifera
Lineage: Eukaryota; Fungi; Ascomycota; Eurotiomycetes; Chaetothyriales; Herpotrichiellaceae
Exons: 1
Coding region: 1-2916 (971 amino acids)
Source: RefSeq, a predicted model, not a curated record
AUGGAUAACCUCAAAACCACCCUACGCCGCUCGAAAACUAUACUAACCAAGUCUUUUCGAAAGGCCAUAGGGUCAUCCAAACACUCACAAUUCAACCACAAUGAGCAGAGCUCGCGAGGUGGGGAGCAAUCGCUCAAUAUCAGUGCAGAUAUACUGACAACAGCAGGCGCUGGUACAGCUGCAGCUCAGACGACGGCGACGAUGACAACUGCACCCACCCGACUCAUUGGUCCGAUUCUUCGCGGCAACUACGAAGACACCAGCAGCGUUGCCGACUACUCAAGUACACAUUCUCCUGACAGCUCUGGCAUUUCCGCUGGCCCCGCGUCUUCCAAUGGACAACGUCGUCGCAUCACCAUCACUGCUCAUCCUAGUACUUUGGCAGGUUCUUCAGCGCAUCGAUCUGUGGCCUUGGCUGCAAAUAGCAUGGUACCUGCAAGUCCUUCUCUUGCAGCAUCCGUGGUUGAUGAACAACUUUCAGGUAUCUCUGCUGGUCCUGCUCCUUUCGGCGGACAGCGUCGACGCUUCACCAUUGCUUUUCGUCAUGGUACUUCGGCAGAAUCUUCAGCACAUCGAUCUGUGGCCUCGGUUACAAAUAGCAUAGUGCCUGCAAGUCCUUCUCUUCCAAAAACUGUUGAUGAUGAUGCUAACGUUUCUGUCGUAUCAGAGAAUAGUGUGACCGGCUCGACCCAAGCUGAUUUCUUCACUCCCAGAGCGGCAGCCGAAACUGCGGCGGUGCAAGUAGCGGAGCGAGGGGAUCAGGACCGAAGACCCAAUGUAGUUGCUGCUUCACUAUCCCCACGCCACUUGGCUUCCGAUAAUCUGAGCACUGAUACAUUCGAACCUAGCAACAGCUCUCGUCCAUGGAUCAGACACAUAGAGCACCAGCAACUUCAACACCGAGGCAUUGACCAAACAGAGCUGGCACCACCGCCACCGAACUUCAAGCCGACCGUACGCCUUCCACCAGGACAAGCUGACCCACGAGGGCAAUCUCAUGUUGAGCCUGAAGAUGGUAUAUAUAUGCAUACAGAACAUGUCACUGCUUCUUCGUCCGGCAAAUCAGACAAGGGCAAAGCUCGUGCGGUGUCUGGAGGACGUCCCGUGGCGACUUCAUCUGCUGCUGCUGCUGCUGCUGCUGCACAAGAACCGAACGUGACUGCAAGCAUACCAAUUGUGAUUGUUUCUGACGGAGAGACUAGCCACCGUGCCUGGGAUGACACGGAUUUUGACCAGUUCGUUUCCGAUGACAACCGCCGUCUUGUACGCGUGGGAUCUGAAGAAUGGGCAGUCAAGUCUGCACAAGGAUCCUCUGCAAGCAAUGGUACCGGAACACCCGCCUCCCUGUCCACUUCUAACCGCGCCUGGGACGACACCGAUCUGGACCAAUUCGACGCGACCGGGACUCAACGCUUGGUUCGUGUUGGUACCCAAGAAUGGGCACUCGAAUCUGUACAUGGCUCUAGAAAUGUUGGCUCGUCAUCAUCUUCGUCAAAUCGUGCAUGGGAUGACACUGACCUCGACCAAUUCAAUUCCGUUGACAACCAGCACCUCGUCCGUGUGGGAACUGAAGAAUGGACUCUGCAGGAUGGAGAACCUGUCAACGGCAAUAGUAACGGUAACGGUGAUUCUUCCAGCUCCAACUCGAGCAAUCAAGGCCUGACACCACCCCAACGAGUCUCCAGUGCUCGAUCCCAAGGAUGGGGGUUACGACCUCGAGAAGGCAAUCCUCCUGUGACAGACGAUGGUGAGGGUGACGAAUCGCCUGAAUACCGGGAAGAUGUCGUUGUUCUUCGUCAACGACGGACAAGAGCAGCAGCAGCAGGUAUCCCGCAACCGGUUCAGACAACCCAGUCUGAGGCUGAGCCUCAAGCUAAAACUCAAGCUGAACCUGUACCCAUCACUGCCGCCACCACUACAACCACCAACACCACCACCACCACAGCAGCAGCAGCAGCAGCAGCAGCAGCAGCAGCAGCAGUAACUGUGACCAUCACUUCGCUUCCACACACACCUGCUCCGGCGCCACAAGAUGACGACACGGCUCUACAUGCAGCUGCGGCUACUACUCCUGCCGGCGGCAACUUUAGGCCUGAACGUGGCUUGCAUUCUUCGUCCGAAGACACGGAGGUGAACAACGCCGGUGGUGAUGGUGGUAGUGGUGGUAACGACCCGGUAACUCCAGGCCCGCGACCGGCACCACGCAACAACCUCGGUCCACACGGUCUCAGCUACAUAUUUCCCCAAGACGUGUUCUUGCCAGGCGAGGCCAACGGCCAGUGGGACACCCCCCGACGCUUCGUGCCCGUGCAGGACAUGACCUUCCCGGGAAUUCAGGGCUUGACCUACGCGCUCCAGACCGCGGCGACCGAACACGCCCAGAUGUACCGCGAGCGCGAGGCGUACCGGCACAACAACGACGUCAACUGUUUCAAGGUCGAGGUCCUGCAGAACCUCGUGGCCGAGCGGAACCAACAGGUCCAGGCCCAACUUGAGGAGAUCGAACGCCUGAAUCGACUUCUCGAAUCUCGCGACUCGGAACUUUUGUCCUUGCAGGCCAGAGUUGGACGGUUGGAGAUCGACACUUAUGGAAGUGGGUCUGGGUCUGGUUCUGGGUCUGGGUCUGGGUUCGGUUCAGGUAACGCUGACGAUCUCACCGACGACGACGACACGGUCGUGCGAAAUGUCCAAGCCGCCGCCACCACCACCACCACCACCACCACCACCACCACAUCUGCGUCAAUCAACCAAGGUGGUGACUUGUACCAUCAAGCCACGGGAGGCGUGGUGUACCGAUCCGACUCCGAGGACGGUGACGGCCGCCUUCUUCGUGUCCAACAGGACUCGUCCGAGGACGCGGAUCUCGAAGACAACUACACCGAGAACCAGUCGCCGUCCACCGACGCUUCCUCAUGA